GUGCGGAAAAGCGGGGACUGUUCCCAGGCGCCAACGCCGAAUACGGGUUAUGAGACAACCUCUCUUAGUUUAUAGAUGUUGCGUCAGUCCGUCUCGUCGAGCUCGCUGAUAAUAAAACGGAUGACGUUAUCAAAUUAUUAUUCCAUUCGGUGAUUUGGCUCUACGUGCUUUACAUUGUAGUUGUACGAAAACGAAUUAGAAUCAAUUGACUGAUUAGUUGUUAGUUAAUCUACUGCCAUUGAACGGAAUUCAUUUUCCAAAAGUUACCUGCCGGCACCGGUGAUUCAUCAUUCAAUCUUUAAGUAAAAUUGUGACUCGAAAACGUCGAAUUCUCAUGCAAAAAUGAAUGUUACCUGCACUAUUUGUCAAGAGGACUUAUUUACCGGCGAAGAUGAUCAAUCAAUAAACUCAACAAGUUGUGGUCAUGUUUACCACUGCCAGUGUAUCUUGCAGUGGAUGGAAAGAUCUCGAACAUGUCCGCAGUGUCGUACGGAUUUGGGAAAUAAUAACGUAUUCAGGUUGAAUUUACACAUGGGUGAAAAUCCCUCAUCGAAUAGAGCAAGAUUACGAGAGUUGGAAGAUCGAGUAAAACGUAUCGCGAAAUCCGAAUCGGAUUUGAAAAAGGAUUUAGAAAUGAAUCGUAGAAAACUUCGAGAACUGGCUGCAAUAAAUAGUAAUCUGGAGUCAGAUUGUGAUGAAUUGAGGGCAGAAAUUUCCGAAUUAGAAGAUCAUGUUGAAUCACUUCAAAGUACAGAGUCCAGUUUAAAAGACGAGUUGAGGGAGAAAAAUGAAGAAUUGCAAAUAACAGACGAAAAUCUCAGAACUGUAAUUUCGGCGUACGAAGAAUUAAGGAUGAAGAACGUGAAACUAGAAGAUCAAGUGCAAUGGCUCCUAAAUUCUGAGUUGGGUUUGAAAAAUGAAAUAGCCAUUAAAAAUACCAAAUUGGAAGAGAUGAAAAAAGACAACGCGAAUGCGAAUCUGAUAAACGAAGUAUUAAAAAAAGAUAUCAAAGAAUUGAACAACAGUAUUAAAGAACACUUGCAAAUUCAAACAGAUUUGGAGAAUCAAUUAGUUUCGAAAACGUUGAAUUUACAAGAAGUGAGCGAAAAUCUCACCAAUGCGAAUUUGCACCUCGAUGAAUUAAAGGCCAAAAAAGAAGAAUUACAAGGGUGCUUGGAUCUGUACGUGAAUGCUACCUGCAAUUAUAAAAUUGAAUCGGAGCUCAAAAGUAUGAAAUUGCAAGAUAUAGAAAAAACUUACAAAUUUGCGAUAAUUGAGAGUAAAGAAUUGAGACUUCAAGUUGACACCUUGAAAGACGAAGUUGACAAAUUUAAAACUAAAUGGGAAUUGGAGCAAAGAAAGAAUGAUUCAUUGCAACGAGCUAGUGAACAAACAGAACGAACGUUACAGAAAAAAAUUGAUAAAUUGAAAACCGAACUAGCCACCGAGCAAGAGAAAAUUGAUUCAAUUAUAUUGGAAAAUAAAGGAUUGAGACUUCUUAAAGUGGACACGUGGGAAGAGUAUAUUGAAUUGAAGAAUGAAAUGAAUAUUGAAGAAUAGAUUAACAGCAUGUAAGAUCUGCAGAUUCGAGGAAAGGACGUUAGUGCAGAAUUUUCAUACGUAUUUUUCCAUUUUUUUUCUUCCUUUACUGACUUCUUGUAAGUUACUCAUAGAAUCGUAUAUCAUUUUUUAUAGUAUAAUUAUACUUUUUUGAUAUUAUACCUAGGUACCUAUAUUUAUUAAUUUGCAAUUAUCGUGAG
Planococcus citri (citrus mealybug) is the source of this 1760-nucleotide messenger RNA. Its product is annotated as E3 ubiquitin-protein ligase TRAIP-like. The transcript is spliced from 11 exons. The coding region runs from base 343 to 1560 and encodes 405 amino acids. Gene Ontology annotation, molecular function: ubiquitin protein ligase activity. The record is from RefSeq and is a predicted model, not a curated record. Gene Ontology annotation, biological process: replication fork processing; protein ubiquitination. Gene Ontology annotation, cellular component: nucleus; site of DNA damage. Lineage: Eukaryota; Metazoa; Arthropoda; Insecta; Hemiptera; Pseudococcidae.